Perkinsus marinus ATCC 50983 is the source of this 219-nucleotide messenger RNA. RefSeq lists its product as hypothetical. Bases 1 to 219 code for a protein of 72 amino acids. The record is from RefSeq and is a predicted model, not a curated record. The transcript has 3 exons. Lineage: Eukaryota; Perkinsozoa; Perkinsida; Perkinsidae.
AUGACGGAGCCUAUUAAGGAGUCUUUCGAUGCUAUCAUGCCGUUCUUCCAAGAGUUUGAUGAUGGAGAGGAGUUCGAGGACCUCAAGGAAAUGGAGGCAUUUGUGGAUCAGCAAAUCGCCCUAUUGCAGAUGCAGUCUGCAAUGGCCGAAACAGAUUACCCUUGGGCGGCCGAGACCAGCUCCAUGGCGUCGAAGAAACGAAUUCGAGUGAAGAAAUAA